CUAGCUCACUAGGUGCUGUCCCGCGAGCACUACCAUGACUCUUCCUACACCGCUGCUCCUUCUCACUCUACAUCUCACGGCGAUAAUCGCUGAGGGGCAGGACCCCAGGGAGCGCAUUAUCGGAGGCAACAUUGUGUCCCCAUAUUCCGCCCGAUACCUUGUGUCUCUAAAGAGAAGCUCCAGUGUUCACUUCUGCGGGGGUUCCCUGGUCAGCAGAUUCUGGGUCCUUACUGCCGCCCACUGCAAAACCGGACAGAACCAGAUGUUCAUUGUUGCCGGGGAAUACUCAUUGUCUGUCUUUGAGGGCACCGAGCAGAUCUUCCGCCCAAUUCGGAUGGUACAGCAUCCAGAUUAUAGUUCCACUUCCAAGAAUGCUGAUAUAAUGAUGAUAAAGCUAAAUCGCCCAGCAUUGUACAACGCCUUUGUGUCUGUAGUGCCAUUGCCCAUGCAGGGGUUAAUUCCCAAUGAAGGUCGUUUGUGCCAAGUUUCUGGCUGGGGAUUCACCAGCACCAUUGGAGGGAGGCCCUCGGAUACCCUGAGAAGUGUGAAACUGCCCAUAGUGCCCAUGAGAAAGUGUAACAGCUCCGCCUCGUACUCUGGACACAUCACAAGCAACAUGAUCUGUGCCGGCUUCACGGCUGGAGGAAAAGAUGCCUGUCAGGGAGACUCUGGGGGCCCCCUGGUGUGCAAUGGGAAAGUCUAUGGAAUUGUAUCCUGGGGUCACAGCUGUGCAAACCCCAAAUACCCCGGAGUAUAUACGGCAGUGGCCAACUUCCAAAGAUGGAUCUACAGGACAAUCAUUUAAGAGGAUCUCAAGGAAUUUCAUCUUCUUCAUCUUGUGCUUUAAAUAUGGUCCCCACCCCAGCCUCGGCCGAAGGUUCAGCUGAGCCCAACAUGCGACUGGGAAACUUCUCACUUUACUUUCUCUUCUUGGAAAUGCUGAUUGUCUGUAGCUGAAUCCCUGUGUAUUUGCCAAUUGUGCUCAGAUGACCUGUUCUGUCUGUCUGUCCAUAUGUACUCAGAAAUCAGAAGGUGGUUCUUAAAGGAGUUCACCUUUAAGUUAAAUUUUAGUAUGUUAGAGAAUGGCCAGUAGUGAUGGGCAAAUUUCUCCCGUUGCACUUCACCGAAAAACUUGUGAAUGUCCCGCAAAAUUCGAGAAACUGUGAAAAAUUUGUGGAAAAAUCGUGAAAUCGGAAAGUUUCAUGAAAAAAUAUUUAAUAUUUAA
Molecule: messenger RNA, 1225 nt
Organism: Xenopus laevis (African clawed frog)
Lineage: Eukaryota; Metazoa; Chordata; Amphibia; Anura; Pipidae
Product: trypsin-3
Exons: 5
Coding region: 35-805 (256 amino acids)
Source: RefSeq, a predicted model, not a curated record